AUGGAAGAUAAGAAUCAGACAAUAGUGAUGGAAUUUCUUUUCUUGGGUCUCACAGAUCAUCUCCAUCAGCAGAUUGUUCUCUUCAUCGUGUUUCUCUUUGUUUACUUGGUCACAUUGUGGGGUAACCUGGGAAUGAUCACACUGAUAUGGACUGAUUCCAGACUCCACACUCCUAUGUACUUUUUUCUUAGCCACUUGUCCUUUAUAGAUAUUUGUUCCUCUUCUUCCAUUGCUCCAAAGAUGCUGUGUGACAUCUUUGUGGAGAAAAAAGACAUCUCUUUCCUUGGUUGUGCUACACAAAUGUGGUUUUUUGGUCUGUUUGUGGCAACUGAGUGUUUCCUCCUGGCUUCCAUGGCAUAUGAUUGGUAUGUGGCCAUUUGUAAGCCCUUAUUGUACACACUCAUUAUGUCCCAGCAGGUCUGUGUGCAGCUAGUGGUAGGGCCUUAUGCUGUGGCUCUUAUAAGCACCAUGACCCAUACAACAUUGACUUUUUGCUUACCCUUCUGUGGUCCAAAUAUCAUAAAUCACUUCUUCUGUGAUAUUUCACCACUGCUCUCCCUGGCAUGUGCAGACACCUGGAUCAAUAAGUUGGUGCUUUUCAUCUUGGCUGGAGCUAUAGGAGUACUCAGUGGCUCGAUCAUCAUGGUCUCCUAUGUUUCUAUCCUGAUGGCCAUCUUGAAGAUCCAGUCUGCUGAUAGGAGGUGGAAAGCCUUCUCUGCUUGUUCUUCUCACUUGGCAGCUGUCUCUAUCCUCUAUGGGACUCUUUUCUUUAUUUAUGUUCAGCCUAGCUCAAUUUCCUCCCUGAAUAUCAAUAAAGUGAUUUCUCUGUUUUAUACUGUGGUAAUCCCCAUGUUAAACCCCCUUGUCUACAGUCUGAGAAACAAGGAGGUGAAAGAUGCUUUCUGGAGGAAGCUUGAAAGAAAAAACUUUUUAAUAGGUAGGUAAAAUAGAUUUUUUUUGUGUAUUUUUUCAUAGAUGUUGAUUCAGAAUGUGUAGUAAAAAGA
Messenger RNA from Trichechus manatus latirostris (Florida manatee), 1004 nucleotides. RefSeq names its product olfactory receptor 5G3-like. Gene Ontology annotation, cellular component: membrane. Gene Ontology annotation, biological process: sensory perception of smell; G protein-coupled receptor signaling pathway. Lineage: Eukaryota; Metazoa; Chordata; Mammalia; Sirenia; Trichechidae. The record is from RefSeq and is a predicted model, not a curated record. The transcript has a single exon. Gene Ontology annotation, molecular function: odorant binding; olfactory receptor activity; G protein-coupled receptor activity. The coding region runs from base 1 to 945 and encodes 314 amino acids.